Messenger RNA from Anguilla rostrata (American eel), 8828 nucleotides. It is a transcript of the gene tln1, whose product is annotated as talin 1. Gene Ontology annotation, biological process: platelet aggregation. Lineage: Eukaryota; Metazoa; Chordata; Actinopteri; Anguilliformes; Anguillidae. Gene Ontology annotation, molecular function: integrin binding; actin filament binding; structural constituent of cytoskeleton. Gene Ontology annotation, cellular component: cytoskeleton; plasma membrane; focal adhesion. The record is from RefSeq and is a predicted model, not a curated record. The coding region runs from base 279 to 7961 and encodes 2560 amino acids. The transcript has 58 exons.
GGUGGAGUUUGUGAGCUGCCUGUGAGGAACGAAGCAGGGAGGGAACGGGAAAAAAAUCACAAUCUGACAUUAACCAGCAAUUGGAACAUCCCUUUGAGCUGGGGAAAGGGAUUUUUCUCCGGUAUUAAAACUUUUUAUAGGAAAAAACAUCGUAGUUAGAAGAAAUAAGAGGAGUCCAGUGAGGAGACCCCCGAACGUGACAUUACGCUGGGAGGACAUCUCCCAUUGACACAAGUUUCCAUCAGGUGCAGUAACUAAGCAGACCGAGAGAGGCAGUCAUGGUGGCCCUGUCGCUGAAGAUCGGCGUGGGGAACGUGGUGAAGACCAUGCAGUUUGAACCCUCCACCCAGGUGUACGACGCCUGUCGUAUCAUCAGGGAGAGGGUCCCCGAGGCGCAGCUGGGCCAGCCCAAUGACUAUGGCCUGUUUCUAUCGGACGAGGACCCGAAGAAAGGGAUAUGGCUGGAGGCGGGCAAAGCCCUGGAUUAUUACAUGCUUCGGAAUGGGGACACCCUGGACUACAAGAAGAAGCAGAGGCCUCUGAAGAUCCGCAUGUUGGACGGGACGGUGAAGACCGUCAUGGUGGAUGACUCCAAAAUCGUCAGCGACAUGCUGAUGACCAUUUGCGCUAGGAUAGGGAUCACAAACUACGAUGAGUACUCGCUGGUGCGUGACAUCUUGGAGGAGAAGAAGGAGGAGACCACAGGGACUCUGAAGAAGGACAAGACUCUCCUGAGAGACGACAAGAAGAUGGAAAAGCUCAAACAGAAGCUCCACACAGAUGACGAGCUGAACUGGCUGGACCACGGCAGGACCCUGAGGGAGCAGGGCGUGGAGGAGACCGAGAUGCUGCUGCUCAGGAGGAAGUUCUUCUACUCCGACCAGAACGUGGACUCCAGGGACCCGGUCCAGCUCAACCUGCUCUAUGUGCAGGCCCGAGAUGACAUCCUGAACGGCUCCCACCCCGUCUCCUUCGACAAAGCUUGUGAAUUUGCCGGGUACCAGUGUCAGAUUCAGUUUGGGGACCACCAGGAAUCCAAGCACAAACCAGGAUUCUUAGACUUGAAAGAGUUCCUGCCAAAGGAAUACAUCAAAAACAAAGGAGAGAAAAAGAUCUUUCAGGCUCACAAAAACUGCCAAAACAUGACAGAAAUUGAAGCCAAAGUCAGCUACGUCAAACUUGCCAGAUCUCUCAAAACCUAUGGGGUGUCCUUCUUUUUAGUAAAGGAGAAAAUGAAGGGUAAGAACAAGCUGGUCCCACGGCUGCUGGGCAUCACCAAGGAAUGCGUGAUGCGGGUGGACGAGAAGACCAAGGAGGUGAUCCAGGAGUGGAGCCUGACCAACAUCAAGCGCUGGGCCGCCUCCCCCAAGAGCUUCACCCUGGAUUUUGGAGAUUACCAAGACGGGUACUACUCGGUCCAGACAACUGAAGGCGAGCAGAUUGCACAGUUGAUAGCCGGAUAUAUCGACAUCAUUCUCAAGAAGAAAAAGAGUAAGGAUCACUUUGGCUUAGAAGGAGAUGAAGAAUCCACUAUGCUGGAGGAUUCUGUCUCUCCCAAAAAGUCCACGGUUCUGCAGCAGCAGUUUAAUAAGGUGGGGAGGGUGGAGACCGGGUCUGUGGCUCUACCUGCCAUCAUGCGUCCCGGCGCCGGGGGUCCGGAGAGCUUCCAGAUGGGCUCCAUGCCCCAGGCCAAGCAGCACGUCACCAGCGGCCAGAUGCAUCGCGGACACAUGCCCCCGCUGACCUCGGCUCAGCAGGCUCUCACCGGCACCAUCAACUCCAGCAUGCAGGCGGUGCAGGCCGCGCAGGCCUCCCUGGACGAGUUCGACACCCUCCCGCCCCUCGGGACGGACGCUGCCUCCCAAGCAUGGCGUAAAAACAAAAUGGACGAGUCCAAACACGAGAUCCACUCCCAGGUGGACGCCAUCACUGCCGGCACCGCGUCCAUGGUCAACCUCACCGCAGGCGAUCCCGCGGAGACGGACUACACGGCUGUGGGCUGCGCGGUGACCACCAUCUCCUCCAACCUGACGGAGAUGUCCAAGGGCGUCAAGCUCCUGGCCGCCCUGAUGGAGGACGAGGGCGGCAACGGGCAGCAGCUCCUGGGCGCCGCCAAGAACCUGGCCUGCGCCGUGUCUGACAUGCUGAAGACCGCCCAGCCCGCCAACACCGAGCCCCGGCAGGUCCUCCUGCAGGCUGCGGGCAAUGUGGGCCAGGCCAGCGGGGAACUGCUGCAGCAGAUCGGAGAGAGCGAUGCCGACCCCAGGUUCCAGUUUCUAGGUAACGGAUCUUUCAGGGGUGCAAGGUCGACGGCUUAUUGUCAAAUGCUGGACAUGCUGAUGCAGCUGGCGAAGGCGGUGGCCAACGCGGCGGCCGCCCUGGUGCUGAAGGCGAAGAACGUGGCGCAGAAGACGGAGGACUCCGCCCAGCAGAACCGCGUGAUCGCCGCGGCGACGCAGUGCGCCCUCUCCACCUCCCAGCUGGUGGCCUGCACCCGGGUGGUGGCCCCCACCAUCAGCUCGCCAGUGUGCCAGGAGCAGCUGAUCGAAGCGGGGAAGCUGGUGGCCAAGUCGGUGGAGGGGUGCGUGGAGGCGUCGCAGGGCGCCACCAACGACGAGCUGCUCCUGAAGCAGGUGGGCGUGGCCGCCACGGGCGUGACCCAGGCCCUCAACGAGCUUCUGCAGCACAUCAAGCAGUACGCCAGCGGGGGGCAGCCAAUCGGCCGGCACGGCGAGGCCACCGACCGCAUCCUCGACGUCACCGAGAACAUCUUCAGCUCCAUGGGCGAUGCAGGUGAGAUGGUGCGUCAGGCCCGAAUCCUGGCCCAAGCGACCUCUGACCUCGUCAACGCCAUCAAGGCCGAUGCCGAGGGCGAGUCGGACCUGGAGAACUCCCGCAAGCUGCUGUCAGCCGCCAAGCUUCUGGCCGACGCCACUGCCAAGAUGGUGGAGGCUGCCAAGGGUGCAGCCGCUAACCCGGACAGCGAGGAGCAGCAGCAGAGGCUUCGCGAGGCGGCGGAAGGACUGCGCAUGGCCACCAACGCCGCCGCGCAGAACGCCAUCAAGAAGAGACUGGUCAACAAGCUGGAGAACGCGGCGAAGCAGGCGGCGGCGGCGGCCACCCAGACCAUCGCGGCGGCUCAGCACGCCGCCUCCACCAACAAGAACCCCGCCGCCCAGCAGCAGCUCGUCCAGAGCUGCAAGGUGGUGGCGGAGCAGAUCCCCAUGCUGGUCCAGGGAGUCCGCGGCAGCCAGUCUCAGCCCGACAGCCCCAGCGCCCAGCUGGCCCUCAUCGGGGCCGGCCAGAACUUCCUGCAGCCUGGAGCCAAAAUGGUGACAGCUGCCAAGGCCACAGUGCCGACCAUAAGCGACCAGGCCUCCGCCAUGCAGCUCAGCCAGUGCGCCAAGAACCUGGCCUCCGCCCUCGCCGAGCUCCGCACCGCGGCACAGAAGGCGCAGGAAGCCUGCGGCCCACUGGAGAUUGACAACGCCCUGUCCGUGGUGCGCGGCCUGGAGAAGGACAUGCAAGAGGCCAAGACCUCGGCUAACGAAGGCAAACUCAAACCCCUGCCUGGGGAAACGCUGGAGAAGUGUUCUCAAGAUCUGGGCACCAGCACCAAGGCGGUGAGCUCUGCCAUUGCCCAGCUUCUGAGCGAAAUCACUCAGGGCAAUGAGAACUACACAGGCAUGGCUGCUCGCGACGUUGCCCAGGCCCUGCGCUCCCUGGCCUCGUCCGCGCGCGGGGUGGCCGCCAACACGGCCGACCCCCAGGCCUGCAACGCCAUGCUGGACUGCGCCGCCGACGUCAUGGACAAGUCGGCCAACCUCAUCGAGGAGACCAAGAGGGCCAUCGCCAAGCCCGGCGACCCCGACAGCCAGCAGAGACUGGCCCAGGUGGCGAAGGCUGUAUCCCAGGCCUUGAACAGGAGUGUGAACUGCUUGCCUGGACAGAGAGAUGUGGACAAUGCCAUCCGGACGGUCGGGGAGGCCAGCAAGAAGCUCCUGUCCACCUCGUUCCCAGCGAGUGGGAAGAGCUUCCAGGAGGCGCAGGCCAACCUGAACCAGGCCGCCGCCGGGCUGAACCAGUCCGCUAACGAGCUGGUGCAGGCGUCCCGCGGCACCACCCAGGACGUGGCCAAGGCCUCGGGCAAGUUCGGACAUGACUUCAACGAGUUCCUGGAGGCGGGCGUGGACAUGGCGGGACAGUCACAGUCAAAGGAAGACCAGACGCAGGUGGUCACCAACCUGAAGACCAUCUCCAUGUCCUCCAGCAAGCUCCUGCUGGCUGCCAAGGCCCUCUCCACUGACCCCAACGCCCCCAACCUCAAGAACCAGCUGGCGGCCGCUGCCCGUGCCGUCACUGACAGCAUCAACCAGCUAAUCACCAUGUGCACCCAGCAGGCACCGGGGCAGAAGGAGUGUGACAAUGCGCUGCGCGAGCUGGAGACGGUUCGGGGGAUGCUGGAGAACCCCACGGAGGCAGUGAGUGACCUGUCCUACUUCGACUGCAUCGACAGCGUCAUGGAGAACUCCAAGGUCUUGGGAGAAGCCAUGGCGGGGAUUUCCCACAAUGCCAAAAACAGCAAUCUGCCAGAGUUUGGCGACUCGGUCAGCUCCGCCUCCAAGGCCCUGUGCGGGUUGACCGAAGCCGCGUCUCAGGCCGCCUACCUGGUCGCAGUUUCGGACGCCAACAGCCACGCCGGCCAGAAGGGCCUGGUGGACCCGGCCCAGUUUGCCCGAGCCAACCAGUCCAUCCAGAUGGCCUGCCAGAACCUGACCGACCCGGCCUGCACCCAGUCCCAGGUCCUUUCCGCCGCCACCAUUGUCGCCAAACACACGUCCGCCCUCUGCAACGCCUGCCGGCUCGCCUCCUCCAAGACGUCCAACCCCGUUGCUAAGCGACAGUUCGUCCAGUCGGCCAAGGAGGUGGCCAACAGCACGGCCAAUCUCGUCAAGUCCAUCAAGGCCCUGGACGGAGCGUUCAACGAGGAGAACCGCGAGAAAUGCAAGGCGGCCACGGGCCCGCUGAUCGAGGCGGUGGACAACCUCACCGCUUUCGCCUCUAACCCCGAGUUCGCCAGCGUCCCGGCCCAGAUCAGCCCGGAGGGCCUGGCCGCGAUGGAACCCAUCGUGGCGGCGGCGAAGACCAUGCUGGAGAGCUCCACGGGCCUGAUCCAGACCGCGCGCUCCCUGGCCGUCAACCCGAAAGACCCGCCCAACUGGUCGGUGCUGGCCGGCCACUCCAGGACCGUGUCCGACUCCAUCAAGAAGCUCAUCACCAACAUGAGAGAUAAGGCCCCGGGCCAGAGGGAGUGCGACGAGGCGAUCGAGAUGCUCAACAACUGCAUCCGCGAGGUUGACCAGGCCUCCCUGGCCGCCAUCAGCCAGCAGCUCACCCCCAGAGAGGACAUCUCUCACGAGGCGCUGCACGAGCAGAUGGCUGCGUCGGUGCAGGAGAUCAGCCACCUGAUCGAGCCAGUGGCCAUCGCCGCCCGCUCCGAGGCCUCGCAGCUGGGACACAAGGUGUCUCAGAUGGUCAGCUACUUCGAGCCCCUCAUCAUGGCUGCCAUCGGCACGGCUUCCAAGAUCCUGAACAGCCAGCAGCAGAUGAACGUGCUGGACCAGACCAAGACGCUGGCCGAAUCAGCCCUGCAGAUGCUCUACACCGCCAAGGAGGCGGGCGGCAACCCCAAGGCGGCCCACACCCAGGAGGCCCUGGAGGAGUCGGUGCAGAUGAUGAAGGAGGCGGUGGACGACCUGGCGGCCACCCUGGGCGAGGCGGCGAGCGCGGCGGGCGCCGUCGGCGGCAUGGUGGACUCCAUCAACCAGGCCAUCAACAAGAUGGAGGAGGGCCCGGGCGAGGAGCCCGAGGGAGCCUUCGUGGACUACCAGACCACCAUGGUGAAGACGGCCAAGGCCAUCGCCGUCACGGUGCAGGAGAUGGUGACUAAAUCCAACACCAACCCUGAUGAGCUGGGAGGCCUGGCCAAUCAGCUGACCAGCGAGUUCGGAGAGCUCGCCACAGAGGCCAAGUGUGCCGCCAUCACAGCUGAGAACGACGAGAUUGGAUCCCACAUUAAGAAGCAGGUUCACGAGCUGGGCUUCAGCUGCACGGGGCUGGUGACCAAAGCCGGAGCCCUGCAGUGCAGCCCCAACGACUCCUUCACCAAGAAGGAGCUGAUCGAGAGCGCCCGCAAGGUCUCCGAGAAGGUGUCGCACGUGCUGGCUGCCCUGCAGGCCGGUAACCGUGGCACCCAGGCCUGCAUCACGGCGGCCAGCGCGGUCUCCGGCAUCAUCGCCGACCUGGACACCACCAUCAUGUUCGCCACGGCCGGCACACUCAACCGCGAGAACGCCGAGACCUUCGCCGACCACAGGGAGAACAUCCUGAAGACGGCCAAAGCCCUGGUGGAGGACACCAAGCUGCUGGUGUCGGGGGCGGGGGCCAGCCAGGAGAAGCUGGCACAGGCGGCGCAGUCCUCCGUCCUCACCAUCACCAAGCUGGCCGACGUGGUGAAGCUGGGCGCGGCCAGCCUGGGGGCCGAGGACCCCGAGACCCAGGUGGUGCUGAUCAACGCGGUGAAGGACGUGGCCAAAGCGCUGGGCGACCUCAUCAGCGCCACGAAGGCGGCGGCCGGAAAGCCGCACGACGACCCCGCCAUGCUCCAGCUCAAGAGCUCCGCCAAGGUGAUGGUGACCAACGUGACCUCACUUCUGAAGACCGUGAAGGCCGUGGAGGACGAAGCCACCAAGGGGACCCGGGCGCUAGAGGCCACCAUCGAGCACAUCAAACAGGAGCUGGCGGUCUUCAGCAGCGCAGACCCACCCCCGAAGACCGCCACCCCGGAGGAGUUCAUCCGCAUGACCAAAGGCAUCACCUUCGCCACCGCCAAAGCAGUGGCUGCUGGGAACUCCUGUCGCCAGGAGGACGUCAUCGCCACGGCGAACUUGAGCCGAAGGGCCAUUGCAGAUAUGCUGAACUCCUGCAAGAAAGCGGCCUACCACCCGGAGGUGAGCAAGGAGGUGCAGUCCCGAGCGCUGCGAUACGGCAAGGAGUGUGCCAGUGGAUACCUCGGCCUGCUGGAACACGUGCUUGUGAUCAUCCAGAAGCCGUCCCACGAUCUGAAGCAGCAGUUGGCCACUUACUCCAAACGUGUGGCGGGUUCCGUCACCGAGCUCAUCCAGGCCGCGGAGGCCAUGAAAGGCACCGAGUGGGUCGACCCAGAGGACCCCACCGUCAUCGCAGAGAACGAGCUGCUGGGAGCAGCCGCUGCCAUUGAAGCCGCCGCCAAGAAACUGGAGCAGCUGAAGCCCCGUGCCAAACCGAAGGAGGCGGACGAGAGCCUAAACUUCGAGGAGCAGAUCCUGGAAGCGGCCAAGUCGAUCGCCGCGGCAACAAGCGCAUUGGUGAAGGCGGCCUCGGCGGCUCAGAGGGAGCUGGUGGCCCAAGGCAAGGUCGGUGCUAUCCAGGCCAACGCGGUUGAUGAUGGCCAGUGGUCCCAGGGGCUCAUUUCAGCGGCCCGGAUGGUUGCUGCGGCGACCAGCAACCUGUGCGAGGCGGCCAAUUCGGCGGUCCAGGGCCACGCCAGCGAGGAGAAGCUCAUCUCGUCCGCCAAGCAGGUGGCGGCCUCCACCGCCCAGCUGCUGGUGGCCUGCAAGGUCAAGGCCGACCAGGACUCCCAGACCAUGAAGAGGCUGCAGGCUGCCGGGAACGCCGUGAAGAGAGCGUCGGACAACCUGGUGAAGGCGGCGCAGAAGGCCGCGUUCGAUGCCCAGGAUGACCAGGCCGUCGUCGUCAAGAGCAAGAUGGUCGGGGGCAUUGCUCAGAUCAUCGCCGCUCAGGAGGAGAUGUUGCGGAAGGAGCGCGAGCUGGACGAGGCCCGCAAGAAGCUGGCCAUGAUCCGGCAGCAGCAGUACAAGUUCCUGCCGACAGAGCUGAGGGAGGAUGGUCAGGAGCAGUGAGGAACAACCGACGUCUCGCACAGCAAAAUCAAAUCACGAGCCGGGCAGGAGUUUUUUAGUUAUGAGCAGUUACUAAAAUAUUCGAACGGAUUUUGAGGUGUUGCGCUUAGGAUACAUAAGCAAUAUUUGGCUGCGUAAUUAAAGAAAUGGGUAUAUUAAAAAGAGAAAGUUGUAUCAGGAUGUCCAUUUUAAUUUUUUCCUGGUUAUUUUUCACUCUUUAAACGCUUUUCAGUGCCACUGUUUUGUUUAAAUAAUGUAUAAUGUAUGCAACUCUAAGGUAAUUUGCGCCUUUAAUAUUUCUAUAUGUGAUUAAAUAAGUAUUUAGAAUAGUUGUUCCUUUACUAUACUGCAUGUGUCCACUGUGGCUACAACAUUAUCUAUCUCAGUAAUUUCACACCUUUUCGCUUUUCGAUACUUUUUUUCAGCUGUACUGCCGAAACAAUAUUUUUAGAGAGUACAAAGUCUAGUCGUUCGGGGUGUGGGUGGGAGGGGAGGCUAGGUGUCUGUUGUUGAGAAAUUCUCGGUCAUCUGAAGGCGGAGUCACUGAGAGUUGAGGUUCGACGACCAAAACCGAGAAAGAAAACACUCUGCGAAGAUUUCUACUCAUUACGAGAAACGGGAAACGAGAAAAACGGCCGCAUUCAGCAGCUAAUCUAGGCGCCCGAAGUUCGUUCCAGACUUUCAGAGUUCCAAAGAAGAAAACUGUUUUGCCAGAAUGUUUGUAGGGCAGCCGGGGAUCUUUAACCCUGAACAUUCAAAUGCAUUUUUGUUGCAAUUUGGACCAGAAGUGCAAUGAUUGAUUUUUUUUUUUUUUUUUUUUUUGCGUCGAAACAAUUCAUAGAAAGCAUACAUAUCAUUUUUUUUAAA